This is a messenger RNA of Peromyscus maniculatus bairdii (prairie deer mouse), 3528 nucleotides long. The record is from RefSeq and is a predicted model, not a curated record. Lineage: Eukaryota; Metazoa; Chordata; Mammalia; Rodentia; Cricetidae.
AUGCCCUCUGGUCUCCCUUGCCCUGCCCUUGACCGCAGGGGCGCCCGCCGCGUUGCCACGGAAACGCCGGCCAGGCGCGGCGGCGCGCACAGCGCGCUCUCGCCUCUCGGUAGAAGUGGCGGCGGCUCCGGCUCCCGCGCGCCCUGGCGCCCCGGAGCCGCGCUCGUUGGGCUCCCACCCCGGGUCCCCGGCGGCGCGCAAGGCAAGAUGUGGAGGCGCAACCUGGAAGACCGAGAUGCUCAAACAAAACAACUGCAGGAUGCUGUCACAAAUGUGGAGAAGCAUUUUGGAGAGCUUUGCCAAAUCUUUGCUGCUUAUGUACGGAAAACGGCCAGGCUGCGAGACAAAGCCGACCUCCUGGUUAAUGAAAUCAACGUGUAUGCCUCUACCGAGACCCCAAAUUUAAAGCAGGGUCUGAAAAACUUUGCCGAUGAGUUUGCCAAACUUCAAGAUUACCGCCAAGCAGAGGUGCUAAUGAACAGGACAAAGGUUGAAAGGCUUGAAGCCAAAGUAGUUGAACCGUUGAAAGCUUAUGGAACCAUUGUAAAAAUGAAACGGGAUGAUCUCAAAGCAACAUUAACAGCAAGAAAUCGAGAAGCCAAACAGUUAUCUCAGUUAGAAAGGACUCGCCAACGAAACCCAUCCGAUCGACAUGUGAUUUCGCAGGCAGAAACUGAAUUACAGAGAGCCACGAUUGAUGCCACCCGAACAAGUCGUCAUUUGGAGGAAACUAUUGACAAUUUUGAAAAGCAGAAAAUGAAGGACAUAAAGAACAUAUUUUCUGAGUUUAUCACAAUUGAAAUGUUAUUUCAUGGCAAAGCUUUAGAGGUCUUCACUGCUGCAUACCAAAAUAUACAAAAGAUUGAUGAGGAUGAAGAUCUAGAGGUUUUCCGAAAUUCUCUGUAUCUACCAGAUUAUCCAUCUCGUUUAGAUAUUGUAAGAGCAAAUUCAAAGUCACCUCUUCAGAGAUCAGUAUCAGCUAAAUGCACAUCUGGAACUGGACAGAUAACCACCUGUCGAACAAGGAAAGACCAACAAGUAGAAGAUGAAGAUGAUGAAGAAUUAGAUGUGACAGAAGAUGAAAACUAAUUUUAAGAAAACUUCACAUUUCCAUUUUCAUGUUAAAUGGCUUGAAAUCCAGGAUCACUUUAUACUCACUUGACAGGUUAAACUUCAGAAUGAUACACUAUUAUGAAAUGGGGAGGGAGGGAUUAAAGGAAAUUAUGCUCACAAAAAAAAAAAAUGAUUUUUUUUAAUGUUAUAUACCAGUCUUUUGUUGUUUUGGUUUUUGGUUUUUUUGUUUUAUUUUUCGAGACAGGGUUUCUCUAUGUAGCCCCUGGAACUCACUGGGCAUCCUGGAACUCACUCUGUAGACCAGGCUGGCCUUGUGAACUCACAGAGAUCUGCCUGCCUCUGUCUCCUGAGUGCUGGGAUUAAAGGUGUGCAUCACUAUCCAGCUCAUACCAGUCUUUCAACAUCCUCUCUAUAGUAGUGUAUUUUUCUGUAUAUGUUCUAUUAAAAAAAGGAUUAUGUAUUUCAAAGCAUUUCAGAUUUAAUGCAGUAUAUAUACACCUAUUAAAGAUGCAAAAGGAAGCGGGUAACAACAGACUGAAUAAUUCCUUUCAGUUUCUUUUAGGUUAAAACUUUGGGUUUUAAAUACCAGGUCAGUGAAUAAUUCUGUCAUAAUGCUUUACAUAAAAAGACUGCUUCUUUUACUUUUAUUAUAACCUUAUGUUUCACCAUUUGGUAUGUAAAUUUAGUGUUUUCAGCAAAAAUGUAGCUAAAUUAAAGGUAUGGGACACUGACAUUGUAUUUUAUAAACAUACAUAAUGCUUAAAUUUCCAACUUAAAAAGGCCACAUUCAACCUUACUGGUUUUAAAACAAAACUGCUCUCACUCUAAAGCACUGUAUAUUCUACUUGUACAAGUCACUAAUUCUUGGAAGGCAAGUAAUUAGAAAUUUGCUUCCCUCAUCACUGAAUGCCAUAAACCACUACAUACACUCUAAUGAGGCCACCAGAGUCAAUAAACAUGUAUAUACUUUAUUCCUAAAUCCAUAAACUUACAUUAUAUCUGACAUUUCUUUUUCUUUUGGUAAAGAAUUACGCUUUUAAAAUCUCAAAGCAAUUAUUUAAAACAGAAAAAUUUAAAGUAUUGCUUCCUGAGAAUACUUUUAAGAUUACUUUGGUACUUUUUCUCAGAAUACUUUAAAGCCCUAGGUAGUUAAGGAGUUGAGAUUAUUACUCAAUUUUUAUAUUUUUGGUCAGUAUUCAAAUUUGAUGUUAGGGUUGAGAGUGGAAACAGCUACGGUAUUUCUGUUGCUGCUCAAUAAAUAGUAACAUCUCUCAAGCAGCAACUGCCUCAUCUGUCAAGUUAAUGCCUAAUACAGCCAACAGUUCUGGUUUUACAGCUGCUGCUGGUACUUCAGAGAAUGUUCUAAGAACAAGAGCUAAGUAUGGGGAUACAAGCCCGUUAUGCCACCACAAAGAAGGCACAGGCAGGAGGAUCAGUUGUUCAAGGUCAUCCUUGACUUCAGUUGAGUUCAGGACCAGCAUGGUCUACAAUGAUACUGAAAAAAGAACAUUAAGAUUACUUACACCUGGCAGCGGUGGCAUAUACAUUUAAUCCUAGCUAGUUCUUGGGAGGCAGAGGCAGGCAGUUGUCUGUGAGUUCAAGGCUAGCCAGGUGCACAGCAAGUCCAGGACAGCCAGGGCUGUUACACAGAGAAACCCUGUCUCAAAAAAACAAAUAACAAAGAAGAAUGUAUACAUAUACGUAUAUAAAAACAAAAGGAAUAUUACACCACAUUUUACUUUUUGUGGGCAAUAAGGCAAAAACAAGGCCACCAUGACUAUUUAUACAACCAGUUUGGAUAUAACUACAUUUAAGAAUGUGACAACUGGGCUGGGGAUUAGCACUAGCCUAGCAUGCGUGAUGAAAACCUGGGUUCAAUUCCCAGGACAAAAAUUCAGCAUGUUAAAUAGCCCAUAAUUUGGCAUCUCUAAUAAAAAUUAUGAUUAUCAAUGGUAAGGUCAUUCUCAGCUGCUUAGAUGAACACUUCUACGAUGGUUUUAUAUAUCUUAAACGAUUAACUUUACUUUCUAGACAUGUUUUAUUAUUUUUGUAUACAUUCUGAACAGAAAAAGGUAUGAUUUGAAUGCAAAAUGACACUGGGUGUUGUGUUAAGAGAACCAAUACACUCCCAGUGUACCUUCUGUUGGGAAACAGAAGACUAGCCCAUGGAAUUACUGAAGCUGGGUGAUCAAAACACGAAGCUUUAGGACUAUUUGUUCAUGUGUCUGAAACUGUAGUGUACAGUUCCCUGGGCUUGGCAAACAAGGGAAAUCUCUGACUUGGUAUAAAUAUUAGCUACUACCAUGGCCAAGUGAAGUUAAAUCAACAUGUUACUCAAGGCAGUAUUAGAAAGAGGUGUGCAAAAAUGGCUCCCGUACCAUUGUUUAGGAAACAAGUUUUCUAUACAUUUUUAUAAUGAAGUUUACAAAAUAUUAAACCUGGAGCUGAACAAGA